Diachasmimorpha longicaudata is the source of this 1515-nucleotide messenger RNA. RefSeq names its product pseudouridylate synthase 1 homolog (gene Pus1). Gene Ontology annotation, cellular component: nucleus. The record is from RefSeq and is a predicted model, not a curated record. Gene Ontology annotation, molecular function: RNA binding; pseudouridine synthase activity. The transcript is spliced from 6 exons. Gene Ontology annotation, biological process: tRNA pseudouridine synthesis; mRNA pseudouridine synthesis. The coding region runs from base 153 to 1421 and encodes 422 amino acids. NCBI's taxonomy places the organism in Eukaryota, Metazoa, Arthropoda, Insecta, Hymenoptera, Braconidae.
UUUUGGAGCUGUAACUGAGGUUAAACUGUUACUGGUAACAGCACAUGGUUGUGGGGGAUGAAAACAUACAGAGAUAAUAACCAUUUUUAUUGUGAUAGUUAAAACAUUGUGACUAUUUAUUGACAACAUCGUGGAAAACUGGUUCUUCAUCGAUGCUUCGGAUAUUAAGGGCCUCCCGGAUCAAUAAUAUUCUUCCUUCCUGUGUAAAAGUUCUCACGAUGUCAACCCAAGUAGAGCUGAGUGGAGUUCCCAGUGAAGAUGUACAGGACAGUAACAAGAGACCCCUCGAGGAGCAGAUCGAUAAUUCAGAAACAAAGAAGACGAAGUUUGAGAGGAUAAAGAAGAAGAAUUUCGCCUUCAUGCUUGGCUACCUGGGUAAAGACUACUAUGGCAUGCAGAGGAAUCCCAACAUGAGGACCAUCGAGGAGGAUUUAAUCACAGCCAUGUUAAAGGCUAAAUUGAUUGAUGAGGAGGCCUUUGAGACGAUUCAGUACACUAAUUUCCAGAGGGCUGCGAGGACGGACAAGGGGGUGUCUGCCACGAGACAAAUCUGUUCUGCGAAACUUCCGGACUUUGCAAAUAUUGACGACAUAAAUAAAUUCCUCCCGAAGGAGAUCCGUGUGUUUGGGAUAAAGCGAGUAACGAAAGGAUUCAACAGUAAAUCCCAGUGCAACGCGAGAACUUACACUUACACCCUUCCAGCCUUUGCAUUUGCACCUGACGACCCAACCCUCGUGGAGAGAGUUCCCCUGACAGAGGAGGAGAUAGCCAAGCGCGUCGAGGAGCUCAAAACAAUCGAGGGCAAGCCCUACACGGAGUACAGAAUGAGCCCUGAAUUGCGAGAGAGGGUGAAUUCAGUAUUAAAGUUGUACGAGGGGACCCACAAUUUCCACAACUUUACGUCCAAAGUGAGACCCUUCGAUCCUAGAGCCAACCGGUACAUGAUGAAGUGCCAGAUCCUGGAGACGCAUCUCUCCAAGGAGAACGUUGAAUUCGUAACUCUUCAAAUCAAGGGACAGAGCUUCAUGCUUCAUCAGAUCAGGAAAAUGAUAGCACUAGCUAUUGCCGUUGUUAGGAACCUUGUGGGUGAGGAGGUGAUUGAGGAGAGCUUCAAAUCGGAUAAGUGGGACAUACCCAUUGCUCCAGGACUCGGAUUGGUCCUCAAUCAUGUGCACUAUGACAAUUACAACAAGCGAUACGGAGCUGAUGGAAUUCACGAGCAGUUGGAGUGGAGUGACUGCGAAGCAGUUGUCCAGAAAUUCCACAGCGAGUUCAUUCUUCCCCAUAUCGAGGAAACAGAAGCGAAUGAACAAUCGAUGUUGCUAUGGCUGGGUGAUUUGGCAAUGCACAACAUGGGCCCACAAGAUGAGGAGAAUAAUAAGCAGAAAGACGAGGAUGAGGACGUGGAUAUCAACGAAUAAAUUUAUCCAUUUGAUUGAUCCGGAGAAGUUUUAUAAUGUGGGAUAAUAAAUAGAGAAUAUCCUUCGAAGAAUUUCAUAUUUUAUUACAGAACAA